AUGUCUGAAUACAAUUCGAGAGAAUCGAAUCUGUUCGAAAAGCUCGAUGAAAAUGCAACAAAGCCGGAGAAGACAGAAGUAGUAAAGAACAAAUCGGGCGAGAAAAAGCCGGCCAAGGAGAUUUACUUGUCUAAAUCGAAAUUCAUCCCAGGAGCAGUACCUAAGGAAGGAGGUGGAAAUAACACGUUGGCUGUUGGUGGAGCACCAAGCGCUAAAAGUCGCUCAGCAGUACAGGCUAGGUUCGAAUACGCAUACGGUUAG
This is a messenger RNA of Cooperia oncophora, 261 nucleotides long. The record is from the annotation of a GenBank genome assembly. NCBI's taxonomy places the organism in Eukaryota, Metazoa, Nematoda, Chromadorea, Rhabditida, Trichostrongylidae.